UCUGAACAUUGUUAGAUCACGAUCCAUGAUGAACGCUGUGGUGGUGUUAGCUGUUCUCUUCCUGGGACCUGUUUUGGGCAGUGAAAUCCAUUUGAAGACCGUUCUUGCCGUUACUCGCUGCCGGGCGGCCUGCCUCGACAAGUUCAUUCACUUACGUACUGAAGAAAACUGUCAUAAAGAACCAGACUGCUUCAUGUGCUGGGAAACAUGUAAAAUGCUGAAUGAAAAUUUCAAGAUUUGGGGACCAAUGUGUUCUGUUCCUGAUAUCUGCUUUCCUGGAUGUCAAUCGGCAUGUAAUUCUAUCACACAGAAUAAUGACACACAUAAUAAUAUUUCAAUGCCUAUGGAAUUGAAAUCUGUAUGUGAACCACAAACAGACCGAGUUACUUUGCAAUGGAUGACUGAAGAACUGGAGAGCAACGGAACUAUCCUUUACGUGUCACUCUUACGAAAUUCAAACGAAGAAUGGCAUCAAGUUGCGCUAACUACAUCCCCCAUUGUGCACAUGAAAAGAAACAUGUUGGAAAAAGAGACCAGGAUUCGUUUACUUGCAGCGAAUGCUACACAUCAACUAUGCGAUACUGAGACAACAUUCUUGAACAGUGUGAUUGUAACUCCAGAUAUCAAGACUCCAGUGGCUUUGGAAAGAACAUCAUGGAAACUUCAUCUUGAAUCUAUGGAGCAAAGCGACACAUCGGCAGGUAUCUUAGCCAGAAUCACUUGGCCAAGAGUAAUGAAUGAUAACGGAGACAUUCCGUAUGAAGUUUCUUGGAACGUUAUUGACGAUUCAAUGGAAAUAACUGGGCAUCUGUACACAGUAAAUAGUGAAGCUGUUCUGACACUGUGGCCAGAGUCUCUGUACUCCAUCCAGGUAAGCACUCGUUCCGAGGACCAUCUUUCUAUUCAUAGUGAGCCUUUAUUAAUAAACACCAACGUUGCAUAUCGAACAACUGGAUCUACAACUCGAGAAGGAUGUAAAAUAGAACCAAAGAAUCCUUUUAACAUUUUCACAUGUGCAUUCCUCCUUGUUAUACCAGUAUUAGUCGUUACUUGUGCAAUGGUUCUUUUCAUGAAAAGAAGAGAGAGUUAUAUCCAUGCAAAUUACAAAGGACACAUAGAGACAUUAAGUGGUAUAGUAAGAGCACUUAGUCAGAAAAUAGACGUGGCUCAUAAAGGAAACUACUUUGUUGAUUCAGAAAAGUUAUUACAACAUACCAAGAGUCUAGAGAAAAUCAAUGCCGCUGAUUUUUCCCAUUCAAGUUGGAAAUCAACAGGAAUAUAUCCCAGUGUUUGAUACUAUUAUUCCAAGCCCUGUAUAUAAGAAUGUACAGAUCAUGUAGCCACAUGAUGAACUUUGUGAAAACUUCAUCUUCAUUCGCAGAAAAACUGAUGAGCUCAAAUAUUCUUGUGAUUUUACUUGAGUGAGCUCGAGUAAAGUGAAUGGUCAUUUUUUUCCCUUAUUAGCUGAAAAGCACAUUACUCAUUAUGUACAUAAUUAACUUAUUUUUGUACAUUGGAAAAAUAUAUAUAUAUGUAUACGAUAUAAUAAAUGAAAAUAUUUGAACUAA
Stegodyphus dumicola is the source of this 1568-nucleotide messenger RNA. RefSeq lists its product as uncharacterized. Gene Ontology annotation, molecular function: protein binding. NCBI's taxonomy places the organism in Eukaryota, Metazoa, Arthropoda, Arachnida, Araneae, Eresidae. The record is from RefSeq and is a predicted model, not a curated record.